GGCAGAUUAAGAGAUAGAGACAAUGACGAAGGUCAUCAAUGUUGUGAAUAAGCUUAUAUAAAGACGAGGUCGUCCACCUUGAAAGUGAACUAUGUUUAAGCCAAAGUCGACAAAACACUGUUGACUUAUACCGCACUUCACACCAAUACACCAUGGCAAAUCCAACAAAAGACAAUCUCUAUGGCUACGAUGCCAACAAGAUCCUCCCAAUUAUUGCUUCGGUGAUAAUAGGAAUAUCGCUCAUAGGGCAUUAUAUCCAGAAUACUCGAUACAAGUUCUGGCGAGUUACCUUCUUCAUGUUCUACGCCGGUCUAUUCUUCUGCAUCGGAUGGGUCGUGAGAGCUAUCUCGGUACGAAAACCAGACAGCCUUCCCUUAUACAUGAUCUCGAGCAUCUUUAUCUACCUCGCCCCGCCGGUCUACUCAGCUGCUGAAUACAACACUCUUGGCCGUCUGAUGCACUACCUACCAAUGCACUCCAUCAUCAAUCCGAACCGAAUCGUAUACAUAUUUGUCUUCUUGGGUUCUCUUGUUGAGGUUCUAACUGCUAUUGGUGCUUCAUGGAUGGCAGCUGGUAAUGGUCGACAGGAUGAGGAUCGACUGACUGCUGGUGCAACCUUCAUGGCCAUCGCGGUUAUUCUCCAAGGGACGAUCGAGAUUGGCUUUAUUGCCAUGGUCGGAAUUCUCCACAGGCGAUGUUCCAAAGCUAAUAUGCUGCCCUCUAAUGUGCGAACAUUGUUCAUCAUGCUUUACGGCACAUCGAUCCUCAUCCUGAUCCGCUGUGUCUUCCGCGCCGUCGAGACCUUUGAGCUCAGAGAUAUUCUUUCCAGCCGAGAAGACAACAGCCACGCACUUAUGAAACGUGAAUGGCCCUUUUACGUCCUGGAAGCCAUUCCUGUCGCUCUAUAUACAUACUGGCUCAAUAUUAUCCACCCAGGACGAUAUCUACCUCACGACCAACGUCAAUAUCUCGACUUUGACGGCAAAACAGAACGCAUGGGACCUGGAUGGAUUCAUAAGAGACACUGGGCAAUGUACGCAGCAGAUCCGUUUGACUUCAUCGGAAUGUUGUCGAUGAAGAAGAGAGAUCCUUAUUAUCUUCGUCCGAAUGAGUGGCCUGAGACGGAGAAUUGUUUUGCUCAGGGUAGAGGAUCCAACGUUAAGCCGGGAAAGUACAAGGCGCAUUCCAAGAAUGAAUCGAAUGAGUCGAGUGUCUGAUGUAAUGGCCGGGGGUGAGCAGAUCUCGAUGGGGGAUCAUGUUUGAGAUAUAUACCCUCCUUGUAUAGUAACCCUACUUCUCUUUUGUCGAAGCGACUGUGUGCAAGAUAGACUUAUGAUAGCUUAAAUUCAUCACAUUCUUAGUAUAACAUUUGUCAAGUUUAGGCAUACUUUAGGAUAUAAUUAUAGUAGAUUAGUGUUCUUUUAUCAUCUUUAGGCUUUAUCAUCCAGACUUUCAGGGUCCGAUUAUGUGAUGGAUUCCGAGAUGCAUGCAGACGGGAAUAAACUUAAACAUAUUUGUUAAGCUUACAUUACAUGCCUCACAAGAUAAA
Fusarium redolens is the source of this 1549-nucleotide messenger RNA. RefSeq names its product RTA1 like protein-domain-containing protein. The record is from RefSeq and is a predicted model, not a curated record. Gene Ontology annotation, cellular component: membrane. Bases 153 to 1217 code for a protein of 354 amino acids. The transcript is spliced from 2 exons. NCBI's taxonomy places the organism in Eukaryota, Fungi, Ascomycota, Sordariomycetes, Hypocreales, Nectriaceae.